Phlebotomus argentipes is the source of this 1124-nucleotide messenger RNA. RefSeq lists its product as uncharacterized. The coding region runs from base 215 to 1042 and encodes 275 amino acids. Lineage: Eukaryota; Metazoa; Arthropoda; Insecta; Diptera; Psychodidae. The transcript is spliced from 3 exons. The record is from RefSeq and is a predicted model, not a curated record.
ACGGUGGAAAAAAUGUCAAUAAAAACAAACUCUGAAAGUGACUUGGCAAAAGUGAUUUUAGGCGGUGCAGCUUUAUGAAGACUUGUGCGCAUUACCUGUCGACUCAAUCUUAAGUGUUAAUCGCAAAUAGUUUCCUUGUCGCCUGAAAUUAUCAUGAGGAGGAGAGAAAGACAUCUACUAUCGGUUCAGUGAUUUGAUGUAGUGCAAUGGAGAUAUGUUGCUUCCUGAUCAAACAUACGAACAGGUUUUAAGUGGCCAAGAAAUUGUGGCCUCAAUAGGACAUCUGAAAAAACUGCUCGAGCUCGAGUCAUCUGAAGUGGCGAAGAAAAUAUUAUUAAUUGAUGUUAAGAGACCAAUUGAAGAGUCAUCUAAAGGCGAUUGUCAUGGUGAAGAUAGACAUGAGCCACAUCGAAGCAUGGAUAAUGGCGGUGAAGCGAUUGAGAGCGAAUGUGCCAUUAGUAGGAGAUCAAUUGAAUUAUCGGCGACAUCAUCGUCUGAUCAGACAAGGAAUGACGACACAGAAGACGAUUAUGACGAAUCGGGAGAGUGUGAUGAUGAUCUAUUGCAGGGAGAAGAGAAAAUUAAAACGACAGAAAAUCAUUCGAGAUCUAAUUCACCGAAGGACUUUGAGAGGACAACAAAUUUCUUCAACAACAUCCCCGAAUUUUGCGGUCAACCGCUCAGGCCAUUCACGCGUCCUGAGAAUAGUUCCAAAGAGCCUCAUCAGACCAAUUCCGUGCACACCAAUUUGGACAUCCUCCGAGCAUGCGAGAUGUUCCUGUACAAGCAUCGCAUCAGGCCUGACUUCUUCUGUCGCUACAAGAAGGCCAUGGACGCCUCUCUUUCCGCCCCACCCUCAUGGCGACUUUCGCGGUGUCGCAGUCCAAGGCAGGAGUUGGCAAGGAAGCCACAGAGCAAUUCGCCGCCUGAGCAGCGUUCCUACUCCAGGAUGCAUCGCUUCCAGAAGGCUACGGCCAUCUAUACACUACCGCUGCGUGGCAGAGGAUCGCGGCGUAGUGUUCAGUCAUCAACAGGUGAGUGAAUUCAUCAGAAGAGAAAAUGCUUCUAGGGACACGAGUAGUCACGGUAAAGUGUAUAAUCAAUUUUUAUCACCCACUGCUAUC